Clupea harengus (Atlantic herring) is the source of this 1180-nucleotide messenger RNA. RefSeq names its product cholinergic receptor, muscarinic 3b (gene chrm3b). Lineage: Eukaryota; Metazoa; Chordata; Actinopteri; Clupeiformes; Clupeidae. Gene Ontology annotation, molecular function: G protein-coupled acetylcholine receptor activity; G protein-coupled serotonin receptor activity. The record is from RefSeq and is a predicted model, not a curated record. Gene Ontology annotation, cellular component: synapse; dendrite; plasma membrane. Gene Ontology annotation, biological process: regulation of smooth muscle contraction; adenylate cyclase-inhibiting G protein-coupled acetylcholine receptor signaling pathway; G protein-coupled receptor signaling pathway, coupled to cyclic nucleotide second messenger.
GUCCGUGAUCACUGUGAUUGGCAACAUAUUGGUGAUGGUGUCGUUCAAACUUAACAAAGCACUCCAGACAGUGAACAACUACUACCUGCUCAGCCUUGCAUGUGCUGACCUGACUAUUGGCACCCUGUCUAUGAACUUGUACACCACAUACCUUAUUAUGGACACUUGGGCUUUGGGAAACUGGGCAUGUGACUUAUGGCUGGCUAUUGACUAUGUGGCCAGCAAUGCUUCAGUUAUGAACCUCCUGGUCAUCAGUUUUGAUAGAUACUUCUCUGUCAUGCAGCCCCUGACGUAUCGAGCUAAAAGAACAACCAAAAGAGCCAUCACCAUGAUCUGCUCGGCUUGGAGCAUCUCCUUUGUGCUCUGGGCACCUGCCAUCCUGUUCUGGCAGUUCAUCGUUGGGGAACGUACUGUGCCACCUGGGGAGUGCUAUAUCCAGUUCCUAUCUGAGCCCAUCAUCACAUUCUGCACGGCCAUUGCAGCUUUCUAUCUGCCCGUCAGUAUCAUGACAUUUCUCUUUUGGAAGAUCUACCAGCAGACACAGAAUCGUUCCAAAGACCUUGCUGGCAUGAGCGCUGGCAACAAAAAGAAACCUGAACCUGUGCCCCAGACAGGAAGUUCCAAGAACAGCAACACUGAUCUGAACCAGCCAGCACAGAACAGUCCUGGGAAGAAGCCCAGGGGCUGGAGACGGUUCCUAUCCUUAGGGAGGGGAGAGAAGGCCUGCAGUGGAGAGGAGCCAGAGAACACCAGUGGUGAAGGCAAGAACAAUAAUGAUACUGAGGCAUGUAUUGACCAAUCAGCGUCUGAUGAUGACAAGAUGGCCAAGCCCGCUGCCUCUAAAGCCAAAACACCCAUCAGCAAACCUAAAAAGCAGGCCAAUGAGAAUAAGGCUGCUCAGACACUGAGUGCCAUCUUGUGUGUCUUCAUCAUUACAUGGACCCCUUAUAAUGUCAUGGUCCUGGUGAGCACAUUCUGUGAUGACUGUAUUCCUGAGACUCUUUGGGCUCUGGGUUACUGGCUUUGUUACGUCAACAGCACCAUCAACCCUAUGUGCUACGCCCUCUGCAACAAGAACUUCCGUGACACAUUCAAACUGCUCCUACUCUGUCAGUGGGACAGCAAGAAGCAGAAUAAGCCACAGUUUCAACAAAGGCAGGCAGGCCAGCGUAACAAAUAG